AUGGCGGUCGCGGCGGCGAGCCGAGGCCUGCGCGGAGCGCUGGGGCGGCGGCAGCGGAGCGGGGCGGGCAGCGGCCCCGACAGCGGCCCCUCCGAGCGCCGCCCCCGCAGCGAGCGCACCCCAAAAAUCUACACGAAGACGGGAGACGCAGGCUUCUCCAGCACCUUCACCGGGGAGCGGAGGCCGAAGGGUGACCGGAUCUUCGAAGCCCUGGGAGCCACGGAUGAACUGAGCUCGGCCAUCGGGCUGGCUGGUGAAUUUAGCAGUGAAAAGGGCCAUGAGUUCCUUGAACAACUUCACAAAGUCCAGUGCAUGCUGCAGGAUGUGGGCUCCAACCUCGCCACACCGCUCUCCUCAGCCAGGGAGGCUCACCUGAGAAGAACAUCUUUCAGUGAGAAGCCCAUUCUGGAGCUGGAGCAGUGGAUUGACAGCUACUCGGAGCAGCUUCCUCCUCUCAGAGCUUUCAUCUUGCCGUCGGGAGGUAAAAGCAGCGCCGCUCUCCACCUGUGCCGAGCCGUCUGCCGCCGAGCUGAAAGGUGCGUGGUCCCUUUGGUUCAAGCAGGGGAAGCAGACCCAAAUGUGGCCAAAUACUUAAACAGGCUGAGCGACUACCUCUUCGUUUUGGCACGCUACGCUGCCAUGAAGGAAGGGAAGGAAGAGAAGAUCUAUAUAAAGCCUGACCCAUAACUGGGAGCUGGAAUCUUUGUGCCCUUGCUCAUGGGAAGCUAAAUCCAGCAGACUGAUUCCUCUCAUCAAGGAAGGGCAGGAGAAUGAGCCUGGGCUGGAAAUGGGAGCUGCCAAGAACUUCCUGC
This is a messenger RNA of Dryobates pubescens (Downy woodpecker), 812 nucleotides long. RefSeq names its product metabolism of cobalamin associated B (gene MMAB). Gene Ontology annotation, molecular function: corrinoid adenosyltransferase activity. The record is from RefSeq and is a predicted model, not a curated record. Bases 1 to 687 code for a protein of 228 amino acids. Lineage: Eukaryota; Metazoa; Chordata; Aves; Piciformes; Picidae. The transcript has 9 exons.